UUUUCCUUUAACCACGAUUCAGAGAAGAAGAGAGGUCUUUUAUUUUGACGACAUUCUUUGGCGGCCAUAUUAGUGAGUUGUUGAUAUCACCGAUUUCACAUCGUUGUAGUUGAGGAAGAGAAUAAUAAUGGCGACAGCUCGGUGAAAGAAGGAAAGGCGCCACUCGUCACUUCAAAGCUGAGAAAGCAAGUCGAAUUGUAUUUUUUUUAAGUCCUUGAUAAUUAUAUCGUACAAUGUCGAACAGAACGGCCUACUUUUACGACCCCGACGUCGGGAAUUUCCAUUAUGGCGCGGGACAUCCCAUGAAACCUCAUCGCCUCUCCCUGACCCACAGUCUCGUUUUGCAUUAUGGAUUGUACAAGAAGAUGAUGGUUUUCAAGCCCUAUAAAGCCUCGCAACAUGACAUGUGUCGAUUCCACUCGGAGGACUACAUCGACUUCCUUCAGAAGGUUAGUCCGAAUAACAUGCAGGGCUUCACAAAGAGUCUUAACACGUUCAAUGUGGGAGACGACUGCCCCGUUUUCCCGGGCCUAUUUGAGUUCUGCUCGCGAUACACGGGCGCCUCCCUCCAGGGGGCCACCCAGCUCAACCAUAAGAUCUGUGACAUCGCCAUAAACUGGGCUGGCGGGCUCCACCACGCCAAGAAGUUCGAGGCUUCGGGUUUCUGUUACGUGAACGACAUAGUGAUCAGCAUCCUCGAGCUUCUGAAGUAUCACCCACGAGUCCUGUACAUUGAUAUUGACAUUCACCACGGCGACGGGGUUCAGGAGGCCUUCUACCUCACGGACCGAGUCAUGACGGUGUCCUUCCACAAAUACGGGAACUACUUCUUCCCCGGGACGGGGGACAUGUACGAGGUGGGGGCGGAGAGCGGGCGCUACUACUGCCUCAACGUGCCGCUCCGCGACGGCAUCGACGACCAGAGCUACCGGCAGCUGUUCCAGCCCGUCAUCAAGCAGGUGGUGGACUUCUAUCAGCCCACCUGCAUCGUGCUGCAGUGCGGGGCCGACUCUCUCGGCUGCGACCGGCUCGGCUGUUUCAACCUGAGCAUCCGGGGCCACGGCGAGUGCGUGGAGUUCGUGAAGAGCUUCAAGAUCCCCCUGCUGGUGCUGGGCGGCGGCGGCUACACGGUGCGCAACGUGGCACGCUGCUGGACCUACGAGACGUCGCUGCUGGUGGACGAGCCCAUCAGCGACGAGCUGCCCUACAGCGAGUACUUCGAGUACUUCGCGCCGGACUUCACCCUGCACCCGGACGUGAGCACCCGGAUCGAGAACCAGAACUCGCGGCAGUACCUGGAGCAGAUCCGGCAGACGGUGUUCGAGAACCUCAAGAUGCUCAACCACGCGCCGAGCGUGCAGAUCCACGACGUGCCGGCCGACCUGCUGAGCUACGAGCGCACGGACGAGGCGGACCAGGACGAGCGCGCGUCCGAGGAGAACUACUCGCGGCCGGAGGCCAGCAGCGAGUUCUACGACGGCGACCAUGACAAUGACAAGGAGAGCGACGUGGAGAUUUAGUGUCCUGCUUGGAAGUCCGCCGCCUGGUGUGACCUCACCAGACCCCCCCCCCCCCCCCCCCCCCCCCGCCCACACAUACAUGGACCUAACCUCACCCCAGCUGACCCCACCACAGGACUCAAUACAGCUGGGAUUAAGACUAACCUUAUGACUGGGAUUAAGACUCCUGGGUUAUGAACUAUGACUGGGAUUAAGACUGGGACUAAGGACUUUAUGACUGGGACUAAGGACCUUAUGACUGGAAUUAAGACUAAUCCUAUGACUGAGACUAAGACUAUGACUGGGACUAAGACUAACCUUAUGACUGGGAUUAAGACUCCGGGGUUAUGAACUAUGACUGGGAUUAAGACUGGGACUAAGGACCUUAUGACUGGGACUAAGACUAACCCUAUGACUGAGACUAAGACUAAGACUGGGAC
Messenger RNA from Clupea harengus (Atlantic herring), 1939 nucleotides. RefSeq names its product histone deacetylase 3. Lineage: Eukaryota; Metazoa; Chordata; Actinopteri; Clupeiformes; Clupeidae. Gene Ontology annotation, molecular function: histone deacetylase activity. Gene Ontology annotation, biological process: epigenetic regulation of gene expression. The record is from RefSeq and is a predicted model, not a curated record.